GUUUAUUUAUUGUGGAAUCGUGGACCUUCGUGAACUAGAUGGUACUGAGGUCUUUAAAGUUUUAGUCGCUGCGGAUGAACUUGGACUUCAAAAACUUAUUGAUAAUACUCAGAAAUUUUUGAUUGAAAAUCGAGAUAAUUUCUUACGAGAAGAUCCAGCAAAAAUGCUGUGUAUCGUUACCUGCCAUGAAACGUUUGAUGAUAUUAAAAAAUUUUGUUUAGAAACUAUCUUAGCCGAUCCGGACAUCUUAUUUGGUUCAAAUAAAUUCCUGACAUUAGAAGAAAGCGCACUUAUGUCAAUUCUUAGAUGCGAUGAUCUUCUGAUGGAUGAAAUCAAUAUUUGGGAUUGCGUUAUUAAAUGGGGAAUGUCCCGAGAUCCUGAACUUAAAAGUAAUGUCGAGAGCUUUAAAGAUCAAGAUUUUAAAGAGUUAGAGGAUAGACUACAUAAUUUUAUUCCCUUAAUUCGGUUUCACGAUAUUUCAAUGGAGGAUUUUUACCUUAGGGUCUGGCCGUUUAAGAAGAUUCUUUCUGAAGAACUUGUAGAUGAUAUUCUCCGUUGUUAUAUGGUUUCCAAGGCUAUUCCGCGCUGUAAUGUAUACGAUCCAAGGGAUACAUCUGGGCUAGUUAACAGAAAACAUUUUACUUUAUUUGCAAGUUGGAUUGACCAAAAAUCUGAAAAUUAUACGAGAUUUAAUCAAAUUCCUUAUAAAUUUACUCAUAUUUAUCGGGCCAGCAAGGAUGGUAAUGAUGCAAGUACUUUUCACCAAAAAUGCGACAAUCAAGGAGCUACUAUAGUGGUGUGCAAGCUCGAAAAUUCAGAAAGGUUAGCGGGUGGAUAUAAUCCAUUGGACUGGAGUGGUAAUGGUCAAUAUAGAUAUUCACCUGAAUGCUUCAUAUUUUCAAUUGAAAACUGCAAUGAUCCUACUGCUAAUAAUAAUGUGUGUCGUCCAGCUGGAAGCUACUCUAAUAGUGCAGUUUAUUGUCAUAUUUCAUACGGUCCAAUAUUCGGAGGAGGUCAUGAUUUACAAUGUACACCACCUAAUCAGUGGAAUUGCAAUCCAUAUUCAUAUGGCAGUGUAAACCUUCCAUCUUCAUUCAAAUCAUCCGAUUUUGAAGUUUUUAAGGUGGAGAAAAAGUAG
This is a messenger RNA of Acaulospora morrowiae, 1138 nucleotides long. Lineage: Eukaryota; Fungi; Glomeromycota; Glomeromycetes; Diversisporales; Acaulosporaceae. The record is from the annotation of a GenBank genome assembly.